AUGGAGGAGGAGAAUACAGAGAAUGGAGUGAUGAAUGGCUUGGAACUGCCUAGUAUUGGUGGUGAUGCGGUGCCUUUGAAACAAAUGAAAUUGAAAAAUUUUAAACAUGAAGCAAGAGCGCUGGUGGAGCUGGAGGCCAAGACGGAGGAGUUGAACCUGGACCUGGGGCUGGAGCCGUCGAGCCCGCCCGAGCCAGCCCGAGUGUUCUCGUGCAACUACUGCGAGCGGAAGUUCUCCAGCUCCCAGGCGCUGGGGGGCCACCAGAACGCCCACAAGGUCGAGCGGAGUAUGGCCAAGAGGAACCGAGGGUUGGGGCUGGCUGUGCGCCAACAUGCCGGCCCGAGUCAUGGGGAGGUGGCCCGCUCAGUCUCCGUUGUGCUCCAGAGGAGGGAAGAGGAGCCAGCAGCGGCGAGCUAUGCUGAGGUGGAUGACAAGGGCGAGCUCGCCCAAGAGAUUGACUUGUCUCUGAGGUUAUGA
This is a messenger RNA of Elaeis guineensis (African oil palm), 477 nucleotides long. The record is from RefSeq and is a predicted model, not a curated record. Lineage: Eukaryota; Viridiplantae; Streptophyta; Magnoliopsida; Arecales; Arecaceae.